Messenger RNA from Macadamia integrifolia, 774 nucleotides. RefSeq lists its product as uncharacterized. The coding region runs from base 1 to 774 and encodes 257 amino acids. Lineage: Eukaryota; Viridiplantae; Streptophyta; Magnoliopsida; Proteales; Proteaceae. The record is from RefSeq and is a predicted model, not a curated record. The transcript has 2 exons.
AUGUCAACUUCAGCACAAGCAGUUAGUGAGAAUGCAAAAUGGAGCCAAGCAAAUAUAGACACCCUUGUUGUUCUGAUGGUAGAGGAAGUUAAGAAAUGCAAUAGGACUACUUCUACUUUUAAUAAAUCUAGUUGGAAAAACAUUGCCAACAACUUCAAAGAAAAAACUGGUGUCACCUAUAUCAUUGCACAGUUAAAGAACAAAGUGAAUAAAUUGAGGCAGGAUUAUAGCCAGUUUAAAAAGCUAUUAGGUUGGGAUACUACUUCAAGAACUUGUACUGUUGAUGAUGAAUUCAUCUGGGAAUCGCAUAUCAAGGUAUGCUCAAUUUAUAACCCUACUUGGGCACGAUCUAAGAAGCACGAACUACCACAAUGGCUAGAACUAUAUAUGGUAUUCGGUGAUACAUAUGCUGACGACAAAGGAAGUGGGACUCAAGCAACCAUGUUGGAAACUCUAGGGGCCGAUGAUGUUGGGGAUAUGAUUGAGUCUUGUGAUAAGUCAAGUUCCGUUGAUGAAGUUACUCCAUUAGGUGACACUCAAACUAAAGCAGUGGAAAAAAUGCCAGCUACUAAGCAUAGGCAUGAUAGGACUCCAAAUACGAAAAGAAGGAAGAGAAAGUCUAAUGAUUGGUCAAUGGCAUGCAAGGGAAUUCAAGAUAUGAGUAAAUCAAAGGUAGAACGAGAUGCGAGCAUGUCCACUGCUUCAACCAAAAAUGUAGAACAGAUGUACAAGAUUACUAGGGCCAUGGAAGUGUUGAGUCUGGAUACGAGUUAG